AUGAAGAACAGAGGAAAUCUUGUUCUUGGAGUACUCCUUUACUUUCUGGUCUUUCUUGGAUUGAGCUGCCAUGCUACGCAGGGAGAUGUUCUUUGGCGUUUAAUGUGGGAAAAGGCCACUGCAGAGCCAAAAAUAGGUGGUUCUAAGCUCUCUGUUACCAGCGAACGACGUUUUCUCUUGAGUGAAGUUGUUAAACCACAAGCAGGAUUGAAAGAGAAAGACAAGAUUGAUAUGUUACCAGGGCAACCUAGGAAGGUAAACUUCAAUCAGUAUGGAGGUUAUGUCACAGUUGAUGAAAAAAUAGGACGAGCCCUUUAUUAUUACUUUGUUGAAGCUGAAGGUCCCAAGGAUACCUUGCCUCUUGUUCUAUGGCUCAAUGGAGGCCCUGGCUGUUCUUCUGUGGGAUAUGGAGCAAUGGCAGAAGUUGGACCAUUUCGAGUGAGUAGUGAUGGGAAAACGCUCUACCAGAACCAAUAUGCCUGGAAUAAAGUGGCAAAUGUUUUGUUCUUAGACUCACCAGUAGGUGCAGGCUUCUCAUACACAAACUCCUCAUCCGAUGAGCAAGUGAAUGGAGAUGAAAGAACAGCCAAUGAUGCUUAUGUCUUUUUGGUAAAUUGGCUAGAGAGGUUUCCUGAAUACAAGAACAGGGAAUUCUAUAUAGCUGGGGAAAGCUAUGGUGGACACUAUGUACCUCAGCUUGCACACACCAUUAUCCAACAUAACAAGGAAGCAAAACAACCCAUCAACCUUAAAGGAAUUGCAAUUGGCAAUCCUAUGGUCCAUGAAGAAGAUGAUGGUGCUUUGGGUGGACAUUUCUUUGAAUUUAUGUGGUCACGAGGUUUCGUUUCAGAAAAGACUAUAGAUUCAAUCCGCAAAGGCUGUGAUUUUUCACAGCCUCCAUUCAGAAGGACGAAAGCUUGUUUUCGGAGCAUGUAUGAAGUCAUCGCACCCCUCGAGUUUGUUUUUAUGGAUAACAUAUAUGCCCCUCUCUGCGAUCAUCAUCUCACUGCCAAACCCAUGUAUACUUCGCUUGAUUCCUUUGAUCCUUGUAAUGACAUCUACGUGACAGCUUAUAUGAAUCGUCCUGAAGUCCAAAAUGCCCUUCAUGCCAAUGUUACCAAGAUCAACUAUCCCUGGGAAGAGUGUAGAUCUUUGAAUUGGACGGAUGGGGCAUUCAGUGUUUUACCACUAUUUACAGAAUUUUUGGAGAAUGAAAUCCGAGUUUUGGUUUACAGUGGCGAUAUAGAUGCUAAAAUUCCAAUGACUUUCACUCAAACUUCAUUGAAGAGGCUUAACCUCUCAGAGGCAACUCCAUGGUAUGCUUGGGACUCAAACUCAGAGAUUGGAGGAUUUAGUGUAGUGUAUGAAGGGGGGUUAACAUAUGCUACAGUUAAGGGAGCAGGUCAUGAGGUUCCAAGCUACCAACCAAAACGGGCAUUUGUACUUAUCAAAUCUUUCCUCGAUGGCGUCCCUCUUCCUCGUUUACACAUUAAAGAGUACAGUGAUCCGGAAGUUUAA
This is a messenger RNA of Macadamia integrifolia, 1518 nucleotides long. RefSeq names its product serine carboxypeptidase-like 40. Gene Ontology annotation, cellular component: vacuole. NCBI's taxonomy places the organism in Eukaryota, Viridiplantae, Streptophyta, Magnoliopsida, Proteales, Proteaceae. Bases 1 to 1518 code for a protein of 505 amino acids. The record is from RefSeq and is a predicted model, not a curated record. Gene Ontology annotation, molecular function: serine-type carboxypeptidase activity. The transcript is spliced from 8 exons. Gene Ontology annotation, biological process: proteolysis.